Messenger RNA from Lynx canadensis (Canada lynx), 1192 nucleotides. RefSeq names its product CD70 molecule (gene CD70). The record is from RefSeq and is a predicted model, not a curated record. Gene Ontology annotation, cellular component: extracellular exosome; plasma membrane. Gene Ontology annotation, molecular function: tumor necrosis factor receptor binding. Gene Ontology annotation, biological process: immune response; tumor necrosis factor-mediated signaling pathway. NCBI's taxonomy places the organism in Eukaryota, Metazoa, Chordata, Mammalia, Carnivora, Felidae.
UCCGUGCUCCCGGCUCCCUGGCUCGCCCCGCGCCCCGCCAGCACGGGCCCCAUGCAGCGCUGUCUGAGAAUCAUGGUGCCGGAGGAGGGGAGCUCCGGCUGCCCGGUGCCCCGCCUGUCCUGGAUGUCGGUGCUGCGCUCUGCCGCGAUCCUGUCUCUUACCGGCAUAAUGGCAUACUGCUUCCUGCGCGUCCAGCAAGGGCAGCUCGAGCCGCCUAAGCGGGACAUGGCUGAGCUGCAGCUAAAUCACACAGGACAGCGGCUGGACCACAGGCUGCGCUGGCAGGGAAGUCCGGCCUUGGGCCGCUCCUUCGUGGAUGGCCUGGAGCUGGACGACGGCGGGCAACUGCGUGUCCGGCGCGGCGGGGUCUACAGGCUGCACAUCCAAGUGACGCUGGCCAACUGCUCCUCCUCCACGCGGGCCGCCCGGCCUCCCAGGGCCACGCUGACGGUGGGCAUCUGCUCCCCGGCCGCCCACAGCAUCAGCCUGCUGAGGCUCGGCUUCCACGGAGGCUGCGUGGCCGUCCAGCGCCUGACGCCGUUGGCUCGCGGGGACACGCUGUGCACCAACCUCACGCUGCCUCUGCUGCCCUCCGCAAAUGCUGACGAGACCUUUUUUGGGGUUCAGCUGGUGCACCCCUGACUGUUGCGCCCCCUGGCCCAGAUUUGUCGGGAGAGUGUGUUUUCUCUCUCUCUCUCUCUUUUUUUUUUUUUCCUGUCUCUUGUAGAAGCUUUUUUCUUGAUGUGUCUCUGUAAUAUAGUGAUGUAUAACAUCUGAUGGGUCUCAAUCCUUGCUGCUAGCUUAAGCUUUUGGAAUUUCCUGUGUGGCGAGCGGUCUGGGUGCCUUUUGUUGUGUUAAUGAGGUGACUUUGGGGAAAGCCCUGAGGUCACCUGGAGAGGUGGGAGUCGGAACUGUCCCUUCCCACUGGCCUGACCUCCAGGGAGGGGAGAGAGGCUGAAGACAGCUCAGCCAGCAAGGGCAAGUGAUUUACCCAAUGGCAUCCGUGUCAUGCUCAAAAAUACAGAAGGAUGGGGUUAGAAGCUUCUAGACUGGUGAGCGAGUGAAAGUCCUGAGAGGGUGCUCACCCGUGGAGAAAACACUGAGUGAGGUUGAUGGAACAUCACUCACCACUUCUGGUUAGGCGCUGCCUGACUCAUACUGGUUUUUGUUCAAAUAAAGUCUCAAAAAUGUU